AUCAGCUGAUGAUCGUCAACAUGUCAAACUUUAUGGUUACCUUCUUAUCUACGAAUAUUAGUAUCUGGUAAUUGUUUACUUUUUAUUGCAUUUGUUCUUUAUAUUAAUAUAUAUUGUAUGACUAAUCCACUAUCAAUUCGCAAUUACUAUCACUUUUAUUAAUUUAGCGAUGAAUUUGAACAACGUAUGGUUAGUUUUUAAACAAAAUAUUUUGAGCUAGUGAUUGAUAAAAACGCUAUUCUUUGUACUUAUGAAGUCAAAUAAACCAUGUUUAUAAAACCGCAAGAAGUGCUUAUUGCUAACGCGUUUUGGGAAACUGAAAGAAAUUCUUUAUACUUCAUUUUACAACAUAGGAAAGGUCAUGGCAACUUUAAAGGUUUAUCGUCACUUCUUGUGGGAACUAUGGACAGUAUUUUUGAUACCAAACCUGCUCCAUAUCGGAUUCUACAUCAAACGCCAUCCUCAGAAGUAUAUCAGUUAAUAGCGUGUGCAAUGACUAAGCAGGAGAUUAUAGAUGACUGGGAAUGGCUUUUCACUCAUGUAUCAGAAACUUUACAUUCUUUCGACAAUGAAGAAGAUAUAACUGACUUUGUAAUUUGUAAAAUUGAGUCGGUUAUUGCAACAAGACAAAAUUGUGAGAUAGAAGAUGAGGAUACGAAAUCAUUCAAACUCACAACUGAGAAGUUUCAUAGGCUAUUCAAAUUACCAAGAGAUGAAAAAUUGGUCAACUACUAUUCUUGCAGUUAUUGGAAAGGAAAGCUUCCUCGUCAAGGUUGGAUGUACCUUUCCAUCAACUAUUGCUGUUUUUACGCUUUUAUCUUGGGUUUGGAUACAAAAGUGUGUGUUAGAUGGUCAGAAGUAACGAGUCUAGAUAAGAAAAAUGGGGUUAUACUUCCAGAUUCGAUACAACUUUGUACUAGAGAAAAAGAAUACAAUUUUAGUAUGUUUUUGAGUAGAAAUGAAACAUUCGCCCUAAUGGAACAACUAGUAGAUUUAGCAAUAAAAAGGUUAAUUGAUGACAAAAGGAGUUAUAGUGAAGAUAGAGAACUACUGAACAAAUUGAGCAAAAAUGUACCUAAGAAAGCAUCAUUUUUAAAAAGAGAUCUAGAUGCUAGGGCACAAUCAGAGGCCUAUAGAUUGAUGUUCAGACUUCCAUCUUUGGAAAAACUAGACGGAUCUAUAGAUUGCACUCUUUUCACACCUUACAACAAAAGGCACGUCAGCGGAAGGCUAUUUUUGUCACAGAAUUUCAUUUGCUUUGAAAGUAGGGUGAAGGCUCAAGUAAGUUUGGUAAUACCAUUGAGAGAUGUUUCAGUAACGGAAAAAAUCGAAACGAAUUCUUCAAAUCAACCAUUAGAUAAAGCAAUAAUUGUUACAACUGGUGACGUACUUAAUAAAACAAAUUUCAUUUUUGCUCAAAUUUUAGACAGAGAUUUUGUCGUGGAAAAGAUAGCUGAACUUUUGGCUAAAACAAAAGAGCCCAAGAGGACAAACUCGAACGAAAUCGUAAACGACCUCAAAGCUUACACUAACUGGAAAUGUCAGUAUGCGUUGAUGAGAACGUUUCCUUUGAGUCCCAUUCCCGAUAUCUAUAGGAAACAGGAACAGAGAGCUAGAGAUUGGGAAGAGCAUUUUAAUAUAUAUGGACGUGGUGUAUCUAUGUAUAGAACGACAGAGGUCGCUACGUUAGUUUUACAAGGAGUACCUGAUCAUCUUAGGAUGGAGAUCUGGAUGUCUUUUUCAGGGGCCGCACAUGAGAAAGCUUCACAUCCAGGUUAUUAUCAAAAAAUAGCAAGUACAGCUCUACUGCUGCAGUCGACGUCUAAUGAUGAAAUAGAAAGAGAUCUUCACCGAUCUCUACCAGAACAUCCGGCUUUCCAAAAUCCAAUUGGUAUAGAUGCCUUACGGAGAGUCCUCUGUGCUUAUGCUUACCAUAAUCCGAGCAUAGGUUACUGUCAAGCUAUGAAUAUUGUUGCUUCUGUUCUAUUGAUAUAUUGUAGCGAAGAAGAAGCAUUUUGGUUGUUGGCAACUUUGUGUGAAAAUCUUUUACCGGAUUAUUAUAAUACUAGAGUAGUAGGUGCUGUUGUGGAUCAAGGAAUAUUGGAUGAACUUAUUCUAGAACAUUUACCAAGCCUUCAUGACAAGCUAAAUCAAUUGGGUAUGAUAAAUAUGAUAUCUUUGUCGUGGUUUUUGACAAUAUUUUUAUGUGUGAUGCCUUACGAGAGUGCCGUUAACGUUAUGGAUUGUUUUUUCUAUGACGGAACCAAAGUUAUUUUCCAAGUAGCUCUUAUGUUACUAGAUUGGAACCAAGAGAGGCUUCUAGCAUGUAGAGAUGAAGGGGAAGCUAUGCAAUUGUUGUCAGAAUAUUUAAUGGGUGUUUUUAACGACGAGGGACGAGGAGCCAUUAGAAAUAAAAGUUAUGAUGAACAAAAAAGGAGUAUAUCUAUUCAGGCAUUAAUAUACGAGGCAUAUCGAAAAUAUGGAUUCCUAACAACGGGUCAGAUAGAAAGGUUACGUUUGAAACAUAGAUUAAGAGUCGUACAAGAAUUAGAAGAUAAUUGUGAAAGGAAUAUAUUGAGAUGCGUAUCUGCGGAUGGUUUCUUCACACAGGAAGAACUACAAGAUCUUUUAUCAAUAGUAAGAGAAGAAAUUAUCAGUCAGAAGAAAUGUAUUCCAGAUAAACACGAUCCUUCGAUGCAGCCAUAUGAAGCCUACAAAGUAGAUUUUGAUUUUUUCAAAAUUCUUUUCGCAGCUCUAUCCCCCUGGGGAAGAGCAGAGACAGCAGAAUGCUUGGCUGCUAGAAUAUUUACAUUAAUGGACCAAAACCAAGACAGUUACCUCAGUUUUCGAGAAUUAGUUGCAGCUUUAGGUCUAACCUGUACAGCGGAUCCUACUCAAAGACUUAAAUUAUUAUACGCCAUUCAUCUACCUCCUAUUUUAAAUAUGUCCGAUAUCGAAUCUCCAGUCAAAAAUGAAUGUGGUACUGAAGUAGCUGCAGAAGCAACGGAUUUUUUUACAAACGUACAACAGAGUGUUAGUGUGGAUAUUUUGUAUUCGAGUGAACCCACAACGCCCAGUACUUCAAACUAUCAAAGGCAAAAAUCUUAUGAUACCCAAGUGUCAACUGACUCUUCUUCGUUGGGUACAGGAGAUACGAAUUGGGAAACGAAAAGUUUGACAAAUCUGAGGCAUCUGGUUCAAUCUAAGGAAGGUAAAAUAAAUAUAAAAUCAGUACCUAAAAUGUCUCAACCCAGAUUUAUAACCAUGUGGAAAUCGGUGUACGAUAUCUUACAAACGGAACCAGACGAUUUGGAAGUGUAUCAAGCGAUGACUAAUACUGUAACGUUGUUAUUUGAGCUUGGGGACGUGGGUAAACAAUUUUUCGCGAGUAGGGAUGAAUCUGACGAUAGCUUAGCUUCAGUUGCUAAUGCAGCAUUAGCCGAAACCGACGUUGGAACACUUUCGCCAGAUAAAAACGGAAAUCCUUUGACACCAAAAACAGAACCCUAUUGGCAUAUUACCGUCGAACAGUUUUUAGCCUCCAUCCUAAACUCUCAACCGUUAGUUGACUUUUUCUCCAAAAGAAACCCAAUAAGCGAGAAGAUUCAACAACUGAAAUCUAGAAAAUAUUAUCACAUGAAUUCGUAUUCUUUAUACGAUGUGGCUGCUUUGAGAGUCUGAUAUGUGCUAUAAUUUGUUAAUAUAAUUAAAUUGUUGAAACAUCGCUCAAAAUAUUUAAAUAUUGAGUGUUUGUUUGAAAAUAAGUUUGUGAUAGAUUUUUUAUAUAUGCUAAUUGCAAAGCUUAAUAACAAUAUUUUUUCUACUCACACGAUAUAGUUUGAACAACUCAAAUGUGAACUCUAUUGAGUUGUUACAGAGUUUUAUAGAAAAAUCUUUCUUAUAAAUUUGGCUUUCGGCAACAGUCUUAACAAAGUAUUCACAGUAAAAAAAUAUAGUUCAUGGAAACUGGUUUUUGCUUCAUUAAAUGAACUCAUACAAACAAUUAAGGGCAUAAGAAAAUUAAAAUGUGUAAUAAGUUAAUGUCCUACUUUAAGACAAAAAUAAUUGUAGUUAGAUCCAGUUUAUUACUUUCAGGUUUAGAAAAUUGAGAUGGAUCACUAAUUUUAAUAUUGUUAUAUACUGAACUAUUUAGAUCAUUUUUUAUUUUUUUAUAUUUAUUUUUCUACUGUUCUAAUAUUUGUUUUCGUCACGUUCAUAGUAGAUUCCUGCUCCAUUUUUUUUUCUAUCUCACUAAAUCUAAUUCCCAUUACAUUUCAAUAAUGAUUUAUUAAAGUCUCAAUUCAGGUAACUAAGUAUAGUGUAUAUUAUUAUAUUUCAAAUUGUAUUAUUUCGAUAAUUUUUUCAUUUUUUGUAUAUAAUUAUAAUUCAAGUUUUGGUAUAUUCCUAUCUCAUUUAGCUCUAUGAAACUUAAAUAAAAUUUGGGGCAAACCAUAGAAUUUUCAUAUUUCAGUAAUAAUCCUAUAGUCUCAGACCUACUACUCUAAUAUUUGUUUCCGUUGCUGUUUUCUUUCUAGUACAUUCUCCUGUUUCUAUAUCAAAAGAUAUUAAUUCGAAAAAUACAUCUCAUCUUUUGAUAUCCCGUUUUAGGAAACAUAGUAAAGUAGUAAACCCCAUAGUAUUAUUUAUAUAGUAGAAAGUGGACACUGAUAGAUUUAGUAAUUUUUAUAGUGUUUAAACUGUACUAUUUUGAUAAUUUCGUGUAUUUUUUUCACCACUUCAAUUUCUUUAUCAAACUUCAAUAGAAUAUGGGAAAACUACAAGAUUUUAAUUUCAAUUAAAAUCACUUAAUGUCCCACUUAUAUAAAAUGUAGUGAGAUACAUAAAAGGACAAAGACUCAACUGGGCUGGGCAUAUAAUAAGAAGAAAACCAACCGAAAUUAUCAAAAAAAUAACGCAAUGGACUGGACUGGAAAAAUGAAAUAGAGGAGGACAUAAGAGCACAUAAUAUAGAGAACAAAAUAUAGGAACCGAGAGGAUUGGAAAAUAAUAACAAAAGCAGUCAAGACCAACGAUAAACUAUAAAGAAAACAAAAAUAGAAAACAAGGAGUAAUACACCUCAAAAAAGGAUUCUAAUCCAAAGGAUUGAAAGGCUUGAUGAUGAUUAUGAAUGUCCCACUUUAGGAAACAGCGAACUUUCAACACGUUCCAGAUCACUAUCGCUAGGUAGCAGUAGCACUAAUCGCUACGUCCGCUGAAUGUGACCUUUGUUUUCAUCACUAUUAUCAAACAUCAAUAGAAUAUGGUGAAACUCAUCGUAUCACCUGGAUACAUAUUGAUUACAUUAAUUUUAAUAUUGUUUAAAUUGUACCAUCUAUAAAUUAGAAGAAAUUGUUUCAACACAUUUAUAAAAAUGAUUAUACAUUAGUUAUAUCUUCAAUUAUUAAACGUCAUUAAUUAAUACCUUUAUUAACGAAUAUGUAUGUCAAGUUUAUAUAAUUUAUCCACAUAUAUGAAUCAGUAUUUAAAUGAAUGUAUAAAAUAUUUAAUUUUCAUUAACUUACCUAUUUUAGCGAAAUGAACAUGGAAUUUUGGAAGGAGCAAAAGAAAGUUGAGGGUAAACAAUACUGACCACUACCUAGAUUAGUUUAAAGCCAAAUUAUUUCGAAAAAUUAUAUAAGAAACAAAUUUCUGUAUGUUGAAUAUCUGUAGCUGUCGUUACUUUUGUCAGUUUAUAAUAAAUUAGAAACUCAAUAAAAUUGUCAGUAUAAUAAAUUUAGUUUAACAAGCGUUUGUGUGUAGUAGUAAACAAGCAGCUAAAAUUUUUCAAAAUAUUUAGACAUUUAUAAAUCAAAUAUCGUGCAAUAAUCUUUAUAAUUUUUAAGGUAACAAAAAAUCGUGAGUGUUCGUGUUACUAAUUCAACCUCAUGUAUAUGUGUGGGUUACAUUUUUAUCUUAAAAAUUCAUCCAAAAAACAAAUAAUCUCAUGUAAUAAUCUUUGGUAUGCACGAGGCCCCGGUAAGGCAACGCGAGCGUCAUCUAUUGAGCAGACAUGACGACAAGGCAUCGGCCUGUUGUUAAUGCGUUUCAAAGAGAAAGGACAUUGCAAGUGAUUAUUGUAUAUAGUGAGAAAUUAAUUCAUCAUGACUGUGAGCGCUAUCAGUGUGGUUGUGACCCGUUUGAGCUGCGAUACGAAGUGACCGAAUUAGACAGACUGGAUUACCUAGUUUUCCGCACGAACCUUUUAUUUCCUCCUCGUGUGAAAGUGCUGCCAGGGGAACGUGUGAUAGUGUAUGUGGCACCAUAGUGUUUUUAUUUCCUCCAAUUCGUCUGGAAUCAAGAUUUAACUUUUCUUCUCACUUUCAUUGCUUUCAAUUCUCCUAAAUCAUUCAGUCUCAUUAUUUCCUGUGCGGGAAACCCAAUAUGGCCGACUCCCAGUCGUGUUAUCUAACCGCUAGAUGUCGCUCGCGUCACAGGGGCAAAAAUUGCAACUCGCAUGACUCGUGAACUCCAAGAAUAUUGAUGAACUUAUUCUGAGAAUACUUUCCGCUACCUCUACACUAUUACUAACAAUUACAAUACUUUGUGUGUGUUUCGAAUAUCAACUUAUCGUUUUCGGAGACCGAAAAUAACAUUAUUCGGUAUCUGUAAAUGAAAAUUUAAGUUACUGUUUGAACUUUUGGAGAACAAACCUAAUGAAUAUUGGAAAUAAUAGUGUUGCUUAUGUGGUUGAUAUGUGGAUGGUACCAUUAGUAACUCGGUUUCAACUUUUUACAGGGUUGAGAAUUGAGUUGAUUAUAAUUUGUUAAUAUCCAUGAAACUCAUGAUUUUUAGUGUAUACAAAUUUUAUCCAACUCUUAUUAUAUUCCCUUACGUGAGAUUUGAUAUAAUCUUUCGCAAAUAUUUUUUUUAUAAAUUGUAAUAUAUUGUCAAUAAUU
Messenger RNA from Diorhabda sublineata, 6897 nucleotides. RefSeq names its product TBC1 domain family member 9 (gene Tbc1d8-9). Lineage: Eukaryota; Metazoa; Arthropoda; Insecta; Coleoptera; Chrysomelidae. The transcript is spliced from 19 exons. The record is from RefSeq and is a predicted model, not a curated record. Bases 268 to 3681 code for a protein of 1137 amino acids. Gene Ontology annotation, molecular function: calcium ion binding.